Messenger RNA from Gopherus flavomarginatus (Mexican gopher tortoise), 981 nucleotides. Its product is annotated as cholecystokinin receptor-like. Gene Ontology annotation, molecular function: neuropeptide receptor activity; gastrin receptor activity. The transcript is spliced from 4 exons. Gene Ontology annotation, biological process: neuropeptide signaling pathway. Gene Ontology annotation, cellular component: membrane. NCBI's taxonomy places the organism in Eukaryota, Metazoa, Chordata, Testudines, Testudinidae. The record is from RefSeq and is a predicted model, not a curated record. Bases 1 to 981 code for a protein of 326 amino acids.
AUGCCCUUCACCCUCGUGCCCAGCCUCAUGGGCACCUUCGUCUUCGGCCCCACUGUCUGCAAGCUCGUGGCCUAUCUCAUGAGCAUCUCCGUCAGCGUCUCCACCUUCAGCCUGGUGGCGAUCGCCAUCGAGCGGUACAGCGCCAUCUGCAACCCGCUGCAGUCCCGCGUGUGGCAGACCCGCUCCCACGCCUACCGGGUCAUCGCCAGCACCUGGCUGCUGUCCCUGCUGCUUAUGCUGCCCUACGCCAUCUUCAGCACCACCGUGCCCACCCGGCCUGGCCUCACCCAGUGCCAGCACCGCUGGCCGAGCCAGCCCUUCAAACAGGCCUGGUACAUCCUGCUGCUUCUCAUCCUCUUCUUCAUCCCCGGCAUGGUGAUGGCCGUGGCCUAUGGACUCAUCUCCCGUGAGCUCUACCGUGGCAUCCGCUUCGAGAUGGACGUCAAGAGAGAAGCCGCCGGUCUCCAGCACGGCAGCACGGAGCCCCUGGCACCAGGGGUGGAGGACGACGGCUGCUACGUGCAGCUGGCCAGGCCUGGGGGGGCGCUGGAGCUGAGCUUGCUGGGCCGGGUGGGCACGGGGCAGCAGGACCGCGCCCGCGUUAACAGCUCGCAGGCCAUGCUGCUGGCCAAGAAGCGGGUGAUCCGCAUGCUGAUCGUCAUCGUGGUGAUGUUCUUUCUCUGCUGGCUGCCCAUCUUCUCCGCCAACACCUGGCGUGCCUUUGCCGCGGCCUCGGCCCAGCGGGCGCUCUCGGGCGCCCCCAUCUCCUUCAUCCACCUGCUGUCCUACACCUCGGCCUGCACCAACCCGCUCAUCUACUGCUUCAUGAACCGGCGCUUCCGCUCCGCCUUCGCCGCCACCUUCGUCCGCUGCCGCCCCCGGCGCCCCCGCCUGCCCCCGCCCGACGACGACAUGCCUGCCACUGGCGCCUCCCUCUCCAAGAUCAGCUACACCACCGUCAGCAGCCUGGGGCCCACCUAG